Pecten maximus is the source of this 907-nucleotide messenger RNA. RefSeq lists its product as uncharacterized. The record is from RefSeq and is a predicted model, not a curated record. Gene Ontology annotation, molecular function: zinc ion binding. The coding region runs from base 114 to 689 and encodes 191 amino acids. Lineage: Eukaryota; Metazoa; Mollusca; Bivalvia; Pectinida; Pectinidae. The transcript is spliced from 2 exons.
AGCAAUUCCGCCUCUUUGACAAAGUGUUGCCAAAUACACUUGUCCCUCAUAUUGGAGACCUUGUCAAGAUCGUAUGUGCCAUUUGCAACCGAUACAAAAAGCCCCUUGCCAGCAUGGAUCCAGAAACGCAGGCCGUUGCCGUGCAGAUGCUCGAGAGAGCAGGAAAGAUCAACAGAGUCCAGGUACUGAUAGAAGAGAAUGGCUUGUUGAACAAGAGGUCGAUUUACAAACCGUUGGACGGAACUUCCUCUACAGACCUGGAUGACUUUCCUCACCUAUCACUAGAUGACCUUAGGAAUAUAGCCAUGGGUGUUAACCAGGUGAAACAGGCUCCAGCAUACACUAAGGAGCACACUGAUGAUGAUGGGGGAUAUGAACUGAUGGCAUGCCGUGACUUUCCCGAUUUGCUGAGAGUAAAGAUACAGUCCAGACACUCCAAAAAUGCGGUCCACACCCUCUGGAUUCAGUACACUACAGACACUGGGAAUAUUCGGGGCUGGUACUGUACGUGUAAAGUAGGCGCCAGAGUUGUUGGGUGUUGUGCACAUGUUGCCAGUGUCCUUUGGUUUCUUGGCUGGAAACGACACUUGCCAGAGGAGCAAUUGGGGAAGCCUGGACUAGCUUCAUCUUGUUUAAAUGCUUCGUCUUCGUCAGGAACAUUCUCUAGUAACGAUCCGUUGGAGGAGUGAAGAUUGCACUGUGAAUGACUAUGAUUGAUAUAUUUUCUGAACAUACAAUGAACUAUAUUUCCUGUUGUAUGUUUCCUCAUUUUGUUUUUAUUAUUUGCCAAUGAACGAUUCGCAAUCUGACACAAUUUAAUGCCUAAAAUGUUUGUUUAUUAACUGUAUGUUGUCUUUCCUGGCUUCAAGGUUUGUUUUAAUUCUUAUGCAAUACUCCAUUGAAAAUA